AUGCCAAAAAAAAACUUAUCUUUGCGCAAUUUUGCUUCCAUAGAAUCUAGGAUUACUGAUUAUUCUUCAUGGACAAAGGAUGAUUUAAUUAAAAAGAUUAUAGCAUUGGAACAAGAAAUUUUAUUCAAAAAAAAAAAAAAUACAUAUACAGAACAAUAUAUAUUUGAAGAUUUAAAUUUUUCUGAUAAAAGUUCUAGUUCUAUCAAGAAACCUUUUUUAAUGUCAAAUUAUAACCAAAGAUAUAUUGCUUUCAAAUUUGCAUAUUUAGGAUGGUAUUAUAAUGGCCUUGUAACGCAAGGAAAUAAAACACAGUUGCCUACAGUAGAAGAAACUAUAUUUUUUGCUCUUAAAAAAGCUAAGCUUAUUGAUCAUGAAAGAAAUUGUAAUUUUUCAAGAUGUGGACGAACAGAUAAAGGUGUUACUGCUAUAGGUCAAGUAAUGGCACUUAAUGUAAGAAGUAAUAAACCUUUUAAUGAAAAUUCUGAAGAAAAAUGGAGUGAAAUAAAAUAUAUAGAUAUUUUAAAUAAAUUACUACCAAAAACCAUUAGAAUAUUAGCAUGGUGCUCAGAUCUUCCUUCAGACUUUUCUGCUCGAUUUUCAUGUCAAAAAAGACAUUACAAAUAUCUUUUUUUCAAAGAUUCACCUAAUGUCCAGCUUAAUAUAGAAAAAAUGUCAAAAGCAGCUAGUUACUUUAUAGGAAAACAUGAUUUUAGGAAUUUUUGUAAAUUAGAUACAAGCAAACAAAUAACAAAUUUUACAAGGAUAAUAACUAGAUCCGAAAUCAAUAAAUAUAACACAGCUGAAGAAAAUGAUUCUCUUUAUGUUUUUGAUUUGGAAGGUACUGCUUUUUUAUGGCAUCAAGUACGUUCCAUGAUUGCUGUUCUCUUUUUAGUUGGUCAAGAUCUUGAAAAACCUGAGAUUAUAAAAACAUUGUUAGAUACUUCUAAAACGUCCCAAAAACCUAUAUAUAAUAUAGCACAUGAUCUUCCUCUUAUACUUUAUGAUUGUCAUUUUCAAAAUCUUAAUUGGAAUUAUGGAGAAGAAACUUUUUCUCAAAGUCUAUAUAAAAAUAUUUAUGAUUUAUGGCAUACUGCAAAAAUCCAAAACACUAUUAUUGAUCUUCUUUUAAAAAAUAUACAAAAUAAUAAAAUUCCAAAUAACAUUAUCACGAAAAAAGUAAUAAUUAAAGACGGAACUGGUGUUAAUCAAUCUUUAACAAAAUAUGUACAAAUAGAAAAUAGGAAAAAGGAAAAUAAUUAUAAAAAUGCUAAAAACAAAUAA
Molecule: messenger RNA, 1281 nt
Organism: Pneumocystis jirovecii RU7
Lineage: Eukaryota; Fungi; Ascomycota; Pneumocystomycetes; Pneumocystales; Pneumocystaceae
Product: tRNA pseudouridine(38-40) synthase
Exons: 1
Coding region: 1-1281 (426 amino acids)
Biological process (GO): mRNA pseudouridine synthesis; tRNA pseudouridine synthesis
Cellular component (GO): cytoplasm; nucleus
Molecular function (GO): pseudouridine synthase activity; RNA binding
Source: RefSeq, a predicted model, not a curated record